GGUCAUGCUCAUGGAGAGAUGAGAUGCGAUGCAUUGCAGUGAGAGGUACGUGGAAAUACAAUCGUAUUUCUCCAAAUGGUUACUUUUAGAUCAGUCAACCUUCAACUACUCUUCAGUCGUUUGUUAUAGCGACAGCGAUUUUUCCUGCAUUUUGAAUAGCGACACUAUCCGGCAUUCAUAAUUCCUGCUAGCUAACGUUAACUAGCUCGGCUAACCAAGUCAACUGCAGGUUUUGAACCCCACUUGAAUUGGGAAAACUUGUUUGUUAAUAACUCUUUGUGACUGACACGAUGCUGAGGAAUCUUGUGAGAUUACACAGUCGUGUGGGGCAUGCCCUCUCUCCCCCCACUGUCUGCCCAAGAAGUCAAGCUCUCAAGCUGCUGCUCUCGGUGAACUCAAAAUCUUACUCCAUUAUCACAGAAAGAAAGAAAUUCUACGAGGACGUCAGCAUAUCCCACGGAGAGGGUGGCAUGUUUGAGAUCAACCUGGACCAGCGGAAACUGAAGACACCAGGAGGAAAGCUGUUCACAGCCCCCAACGAAGCCUUAGCCAUUGCCGUGGCGAAUGAGUGGGAUACUCAGAAAGACGUGCUCAAGUUCUACAGUAUGCAUAUGACCACUCUCUGCAACACAGCCCUUGAUAACCCUACAUUCCGCAGCAAGGACCAAAUGAUCACCGCUGCCCUCAAGUAUCUGGAGACUGACACUAUCUGUUACAGAGUUGAGGAGCCUCCAUCUUUAGUGGAGCUUCAGAAUAAUGAAUGGGACCCUGUGCUGAACUGGAUUGAAGACAGGUACAACGUAGUCAUUGGCUCCUCUACCAAUAUACUGGGACCAGAGAUCCCACAGGCAACGAUGAAUACUUUCCACCAGCACCUGGGUUCCUAUAACUUCUGGUCCCUGACAGGACUGGAGUAUGUGAUCACCCAGCUGAAGUCAGUGGUGCUGGCAUUUGCAUUGAUUGACAAACACAUUACAGUGGAGCAGGCCGUGCUGCUGUCACGACUAGAGGAGGAGUUCCAGAUCGGGCAUUGGGGAAACGUACAGUGGGCUCAUGAUGUUGACCUGUAUGAGCUGAGGGCACGUACAGCAGCAGGGGCUCUGUUUGUACAUUUCUCCUCCGAGAGUUCAACGGUCAAACGCAAACUCAUGCAAGACUAAGAAGGCCCUUCGGAGCUUCCCUGAGUCAAAUAUACAAGCUCAGACCGCACUCUAAGAGCAAAGACAACAAAGGCAGUGUACUGGCCUCUGACUGGGAAGAAAUCCCAACUCCUUAGGACUUGAGUUUAUCUCUGGUAUUGUCCUUGGCGGAACAAAAACACAUAUUUUAUCUGUCCUGGUCCGUGAAACAAUCUGCAGUUUAUAAAACGUCCUGUGUGGAUUCAUUUCAGUAAAGAGGAACAUGUCUCCUCUGCCACUCCUUCCCUAUAAAGUACAGCCAAGUACGACGAUGACCAUCUCUUCUACAGUGUGUUUUGAAUCACUAACCAGGUUUCCAUCCAACCUUUUUAUGGGAGUAAAGUACAUGUGCGAUAAAAAAUGUCAUGACAGGGCUGAUGGAAACAAAACAUUUGUUGGCAAACUUUACAAAUGUCGACAAAACUAAAUAUGCUAGACAAAUUGGGAUGUUUUUGUGUCGGUAAGAUUCAUUACGUGAGAAAUGUUGAUGGAAAUGCUUUUAUGCACAAAUAUUGAUAUAUUAACUAUCAUAUCGAAGUGAACUUGGAGUCACCUGAUAACAUGUUGUGUGGUCCAACCACUAUGACUAGUCUGGAAAAAAUGCAGUUUAUUAGGCCAUUGGUUCCCAAACGUUUUCGUCCCCCCUUAGGGGCGCACCCCACCGUUUGUGAACCACUGUAUUAGGCUACAGAUUAAAUAAAUUAUGAUGAACUUCACAGGGUGGUGAAAGUACAAGGUGAUCCACUCAAUUGAUGCCCCUUUCCAAUAAAUAUAGAGGGUCUUA
This is a messenger RNA of Coregonus clupeaformis (lake whitefish), 1962 nucleotides long. Its product is annotated as ATP synthase mitochondrial F1 complex assembly factor 2-like. Gene Ontology annotation, biological process: mitochondrial proton-transporting ATP synthase complex assembly. Gene Ontology annotation, cellular component: mitochondrion. The record is from RefSeq and is a predicted model, not a curated record. The coding region runs from base 291 to 1160 and encodes 289 amino acids. The transcript has 8 exons. Lineage: Eukaryota; Metazoa; Chordata; Actinopteri; Salmoniformes; Salmonidae.